Messenger RNA from Rhodamnia argentea, 1428 nucleotides. Its product is annotated as patatin-like phospholipase domain-containing protein 2. The transcript has 7 exons. Gene Ontology annotation, molecular function: triacylglycerol lipase activity. The coding region runs from base 55 to 1140 and encodes 361 amino acids. Lineage: Eukaryota; Viridiplantae; Streptophyta; Magnoliopsida; Myrtales; Myrtaceae. Gene Ontology annotation, cellular component: lipid droplet; membrane; cytoplasm. The record is from RefSeq and is a predicted model, not a curated record. Gene Ontology annotation, biological process: triglyceride catabolic process; lipid homeostasis.
UCUUCCACAGCAAGAGCACGGCAGAGUCAAAACCUCCGCAGCCUGUCAAUUUCCAUGGCUGCCUCCUCUCUCUCGUCCCUUUAUCUCUCUCACCACCGGCCGGGGAACCCAUUCCCUUCUCUGACCGCCAAGUGCAUUCCCUUUAUCUCUUCGCUGCUGAUCAAGAGCCGCAGCAGCAGGAAAGAUGCGAAUGCCUUGCCGGAGGCUGGUUUCCUCAGGCACUGUCCUAGUGGAUCCAGCGUCAAUGGCAGCAGAUGGGGAGCGAGGUAUGACAGGAAGGAGAGGAUUGGCGCUGUGAUCAAGGACGGGAUAGAGCCUGCUGUGGUGUGGGAGGAGGGGAUCAAGGAUGUGGAGGCAGAGCAGAAGAGGAGGGUGGUGACUAGUCCUGGGUUUAGCUUCUCGGCCGCCGGGCUCUUGUUCCCUUACCAUCUUGGGGUCGCACAAUUCCUUAUCGAGAAGGGCUAUGUCAAGGAAACCACACCAUUGGCUGGUUCAUCAGCUGGCGCUGUAGUAUGUGCAGUGAUUGCUUCUGGAGCCAGCAUGGAAGAGGCUUUGAUGGCUACUAAGGUACUCGCUGAUGAUUGUCGGAGAAGAGGAACUGUUUUUCGGCUUGGGGCUGUUCUUCGUGAUGUGCUUGAUAAGUUCCUUCCCGAAGAUUCUCAUACCAGGUCCAAUGGAAGGGUUCGCAUUGCUGUUACCCAGAUCCUUCGGAGGCCUAGGGGUUUACUGGUGGAUCAGUUUGACUCCAAAGAAGAUCUCAUCAAUGCAGUAUUAGCUUCUUCCUUCAUCCCGGGAUAUACCGCGCCACUACCAGCCACAUUAUUUCGUAACCGACUUUGCAUUGAUGGGGCUGCGACGAUGUUCAUGCCACCUACAUCUGCUGCUCAAACCGUCCGUGUGUGUGCCUUUCCAGCCACCCAACUCAAGUUGCAAGGGAUCGGGAUCAGCCCAGAUUGCAAUCCAGGAAAUAGGGGGAGCGCCAGAGAGGUUUUCAGCUGGGCGCUCAAACCUGCAGAGGAUGAUAUCCUUGACAGGCUGUUUGAGCUCGGUUACCUUGAUGCUGCAGUCUGGGGUGAGGAGAACCCAGUCGUAGAAGCAGUUGAAGUUGAUCUUCCUUCUGUUAAAAAUGGUUCUGAGUAGCACGGCUGAUCGGUAAAGUGCUUGGACUAAGAUCCUGACUGAAGACGCUAAGAAACGCGCAUCCGGUUGCGUCAUGCCCGACUGAAGGACAAGAUCAAUCUUCUUUAUUGUCGAGUAAUACCAGAUGGCAGAUGCCCAUUGAGAGGAUAAAGCCACAUAGCACAUCAGGUUUGCACAGUGGUGGUAAGAUUGACAUAUCCAGAUAAUGCGUAGAAGCUAGUUAAAGGGAUAAUAAGAGCACAAACGAAUAUGAGACAAUGUAGGUUUGUUUUUACAGAGGAAGCUCAA